AUGUCUUCGAUGCUCCCCUUUCUUGAGGUGAGCAAUCUUGCUGCCUCAUCCUCCUUCUACUCAACAGUCACCCAUCCGCUGGGCCUGCGGUAUAUCUCUGCAGCCAGUCCUUCCCCUGACAUACCAGGCUCGCCAUCCAUCGUCUACGGCAUAGCCACCUUGCCCCCGCUGCCAGUUUUCGAGCUACGCCAGGUUAGGCCGACUUCAGCUCGGCCUCUCAAGCUCUCGCGUAUCGUCUUCUCUGCAGCCUCUCCGGGGGCCGUCAGGGACUUCCGGGCGCUGGUCCAGAGAAUCAAGGGAGUGGACUCGGGCGCCAUACAAGUUGGCGACUACCCCGAGCCUGAAGAGUCAUCCUUUGGGGCAGAGCUUGUGCAGUCGAAGACUGGCGCGGAUCCCACCGAGACGGACCUCGACGGCAACAUUAUCAAGAUGGAGGUUGUAUAUGUGCCUCCAGUGCAGGACUAUCCGGAAUGGUAUGGUGGUUCGACCGUCAGGAAGACCCAAUCAACCCAUAGUGAGGCCAGUCGCAUCCUUCACUGGAAUUACGACGUUGCUUGCGAUUCGGCCGCAAGCAUGUCUUUUGCGCCACUCGCGCCGGCCUCGCCAAGUCUGGUGUCACCCAGGCAGCCCGGCCGGUACGAUGAGCGCCCUUCCAUUCUGCGCCGCAGUGUCACAACCACCACCACCUUACUCGAACCGAUGGACCCCACGGAAUCGCCGUCACAGAGCUCUCACGGCCUCAGCGCUGUCGGGGCAGCUCUCAUGGGAGUCGCAGCCGGCGCCGCCCUCGGGGCCGGGAUCACGUAUGGCGUAGUCAGGGGCUCGCAAGGCUUUGAACAGCCGAUGGCUCAGCGUCGGUCGACAUUUCCACGCCCGUAUCCAGACUCUCGCAGCCCGCGCGAAGGCGGUACGUCGGUAGCGGACCGCCGGCCGCCUCCCACCCUUAUGUCAAGGCACUCAUACUCCCAGGCACCACCAGCCGGGAACAGAGACGCCGGCGUUGACUAUGACGACGCCCGUAGCCGACGUUCUAGGCCGUCUGGUGCACCCAGUAUCCGCACGCGCAGCGAGCUAUCGACCAACCGCAAGCCGCUCCUGUUGACAGACGUUGGCAGCCGUAGCCACGCAAGCUCCAGGUCCAGUGCAAGGACGGGCGAGAUGGAGGAUGUCUUGGUGCCAGACCAUCGCAGUCACACCAGCUCGAGACAUACGUCCAGAUCGUCGAAGCACCCGCCCUCGGUUCGCCGGAGCAGUACGUACGACGUACCCGAGGGCGACGGCUAUAGCUAUGUUUCAGCGGCGAGCCAUCGCACACAAAGCACUGUUCGUGGGCCGCCAGCAGCGCAGUCCGAACAUGCAUCCCGGGCGGCAUCGAAGGCGAACAGCCGGAUGUCUGCCGCAACGCCGCGGAGGCCUGAUAGCUAUGUCUCCGCAAGACGUGUCCCGCUGCCCGCGAGUGGUGCAGGGAGCAGCUAUGCGGAUGAUGACCUGGAGAGUCUUGCACCUAGUGACAGCAUCAGUUGUGUGGGUAUUCCAAGGAGUGAGAGGUUGUAUCAAUGA
Molecule: messenger RNA, 1560 nt
Organism: Diaporthe amygdali
Lineage: Eukaryota; Fungi; Ascomycota; Sordariomycetes; Diaporthales; Diaporthaceae
Exons: 1
Coding region: 1-1560 (519 amino acids)
Source: RefSeq, a predicted model, not a curated record